AUGCCCAAGAUGCUGAUGAGCAAGGAGUACGUACAGCUAACUGGGAAAACUAUUGGGGAAGUGAGAGCAGUAGCAGACAUGCACCAGAGGAAAGCUGAGAUGGCUCGUCAUUCCGACUGUUUCAUCGCCUUACCAGGAGGGUAUGGUACUUUGGAAGAGUUGCUAGAAGUCAUAACAUGGGCCCAGCUUGGAAUCCACGACAAACCCGUGGGUUUGCUUAAUGUGGAUGGCUACUAUGAUUACUUGCGGACUUUCAUCGACAAGGCCGUGGCCGAUGGCUUCAUCCACCCAUCUCAGCGGUCCAUCAUCGUCUCUGCCCCAAAUGCCAAACUACUCCACAAACUUGAAGAGUACGUGCCAGUACAUGAUGGAGCGGUGGCGAAGGCCAAGUGGGAAGCAGAACAAGUGGAGAACAAUGCUACCUUGCACCCUGAAUUGGAUCGUUAA
This is a messenger RNA of Linum trigynum, 447 nucleotides long. NCBI's taxonomy places the organism in Eukaryota, Viridiplantae, Streptophyta, Magnoliopsida, Malpighiales, Linaceae. The record is from the annotation of a GenBank genome assembly.